This is a messenger RNA of Cydia strobilella, 2298 nucleotides long. RefSeq names its product uridine-cytidine kinase (gene Uck). Gene Ontology annotation, cellular component: cytoplasm. NCBI's taxonomy places the organism in Eukaryota, Metazoa, Arthropoda, Insecta, Lepidoptera, Tortricidae. The transcript is spliced from 6 exons. Bases 75 to 860 code for a protein of 261 amino acids. Gene Ontology annotation, molecular function: ribosylnicotinamide kinase activity; ATP binding. The record is from RefSeq and is a predicted model, not a curated record.
AAUACUGCAAGGCUGCCGUUUUGCUGCGCAUUUCUUCAAUAAAAACAGCAAGAAAAUUCUAUACAUUUAAGAAAAUGGCUGACAAAACAGUAGAUUUUACCACUACGAAUGGGUUGGAGAGCAAAACUCCAUUCCUGAUCGGUGUCGCAGGAGGAACAGCCAGCGGCAAGUCAACAGUAUGCCAACGCAUAGUAGAAAAGCUCGGACAACAACACAAGGAACAAACAGAGAGGCGCGUCGUCUGCAUCAGUCAGGACUCGUUCUACCGAGAGCUCACACCGUCGGAGAGGCUCCGGGCCGAGCGGGGGCAGUUCAACUUUGACCAUCCAGAUGCCUUCGAUGACAAGAAGUUACUGGCGACACUGAACGGUAUACUUCAGGGGAAGAAAGUCGAAGUGCCUGAAUAUAAUUACAUCACCAAUUCAAUUAGCAACCGGACGCACACAAUCUACCCCGCUGACGUGGUGCUCAUCGAGGGCAUCCUGGUGUUCUACUUCCCUGAGGUCCGGGAACGGUUCCACAUGAAGCUUUUUGUCGACACUGACUCCGACACCAGAUUGGCAAGAAGAGUGCCGCGGGACAUCAUGGAGCGAGGCCGGGACUUGGAGCAAGUGCUAAACCAAUACAUGAACUUCGUGAAGCCCGCCUUCGAGGAGUUCUGUUUGCCGACCAAGAAAUUUGCUGACGUCAUUAUACCCAGAGGCGCUGACAAUAUCGUGGCUAUUGACUUGAUAGUGCACCACAUAUGGGACAUUAUGUAUAAGAAGCGGUCGCCGCCGCGCCUGAACGGGUGCAAGCUCGAAGAGGAGACCGGGGCGAGGAGGAUGUCCGGCAGCUCCGAGGACACGCUGAGUCGAUAGGGGGAGGGUGGGGACUUUUGAGAUGCACCAGGGUGAAAGGAGACUGAAUGAUAGUUCCAUACAAAGUUGCACAUGAGUUGUUGCUUGUUAUACUUACUCAACCUCGUAUCUGCAACACUCAUUUGAUGACAAAAACACCCGUAUUUCGAAUGAAAGAAAAGCGACAUUUCCAUCAAAUGAUUGUUGCAGAUAUAAGGUUGAGUAAGUAUAGCGACGAUAUGUAUAGAUAAGUUGCACUUCUUAAGUGUCUGAGGAUGGUAUUCCAUCUGUCCAAUAUCCAAUUGGUCUAAUGUAUAUUUGCGUCUCACAUUUUGUUUAAAGAGUGAGUGAGACACAAUGCACAUUGGACCAAGAUAUUGAACAGAUGGAAUAAGAACCAACCAACGCAAAGACUUUAUAAGUCCACAAAGUCGCACAUAUUCCCUAUGCUGCAUCUCGAAAGUCGCGUAGAUUAAAUCUAUUUUAAGUACCUUCUAUUGUCACAGUAUAAAACAAUACAGUGAUUGGACUAAGCCGUCUAGACAGGGUAUCGUGCGGGGUGCGAGGGGUGUACCGCGCGCACCCUAGCUGCAUACAUUCGCCAUUGUUAGUAGCUCGGUACACGUCAAAGUCGUCGGUCCACUGUAUACUUUUUAGACUGUGCUAUUGUUAUAUGUAAUAAGAGUAUGUGUGAUUUUUCAAAUUACGAAAACUAAUUAUACAUAUAUCAACGUACUCUAUGUUUAACUAUUCCCCACAAAUAUAACAGUAACUAGGUAUAUGGAUAUCAUGAAAAAAUUAUGUCUAAAAAUCAUACAUAAAUGAAAUAAAGGAUAUUUAGCAGAAAUCAUAUAAACGCAAUGUGCAAUAUUUGUUAAAUUAGAUAUUUAAAUUAGUCUCGUUCAUUUCACUUAACAAUUUUUUUUGAAAAUAAUCAUGUUUUUUGAAAAAUCACAAGUACGCAAGCGGCCCAGUAAUAAUAUACCUAUAAAUCUGUAUUUGUGCUACCUUAUUUACUUAAUCGUAAGUUACAUUAUGUAGGCCCUUAUGUGAUGAAAUAUAUUAUAUGUGCAAUUUUUACAACCAACAUUUUGCUAUCAAUUCGGUGAAAUAAUUUUCUAGUACAUGUACAUUAUGAUUCUCUUUACAAACACGCAAGAUUUUUAUUUGUAUAAUCAAUGUAUUUUUAUACAAAAUUCCCAGUUAAGACUGCAGACUAGAACUAGAAGCCGCUUAUAUUUGACUUUUAGGUUAUAUUUUAGUUGUAAAACUCAUUGCAUUUCUUGAGGAAAGCAUUAUACAUGUCCCGAUAUUUUAGGCUUGCCUGCCUCGUAUUCAAAACUAAUUAAGCCAUUCUACUUUUCGUUGACCAUAAGAUUUCACACGUUUGCUUACCAGCUUUUAAAAAUAUUGUUUUUGAACAAUUAAUUAUUUUAAAUGAUUAAUGUACUAUAGUUGG